This is a messenger RNA of Closterium sp. NIES-67, 643 nucleotides long. Lineage: Eukaryota; Viridiplantae; Streptophyta; Zygnematophyceae; Desmidiales; Closteriaceae. The record is from the annotation of a GenBank genome assembly.
GACGGCUUGAAUCAAUAAGCAAUUAUGGACAGUUUAUACGGAGCGGUAGGAUCCCUUUCGACCACGCAUAGCUAGCGAUGCGCAGGCAUCCAGGUCCCCCGCCUUAUGGUCCCCGUCGCGCGGGAUCCGGCGCGCCCGCUGGCGCGCACGGCUAUAGUGGCGGACAGGGUUACACUGGCAGAGGCGAAAGUAGCGGUUAUGGCGGACACGGUUACACCGGCGGAGGCUUUAGCGGCGCCAACAGCAGCGGCGGUGGCGCAGCUAGGGGUCCGCGCGGAGGCAAGCCGACGUACGCGCAGCAUCCCUCCGCGCAAGCCCCCGCCGCGCAAGCUCCGCCAGCGGCGCAAGCAGCCCCGCCUCCCCCUCCGCCAACCCCCGUGAACCCCGCCAUUGCGGAGGCUGGCGCGCGAGCUGUGAGGUGGCUAGAGGAGGCAGCUGACGUUGCGUCGCGUGGAACGGCCAGCGCCGAUUCUGGGGCCAGUCAUGUCUCGACAGCUGGCAGCGAUGGUUUUCCCCAGGAGGUGCAACUCAUAAGGCGAGUGGCGUCGCUUCUGCAGCAGUCCCCCAUGGCCCCUCAGCUGCUGGCCGUGGAGCCCACAGCCAGCCGCAUCUGGUCGCUGCUCGAACGACUGCUCGCACACAG